This is a messenger RNA of Penaeus chinensis, 535 nucleotides long. RefSeq lists its product as uncharacterized. The record is from RefSeq and is a predicted model, not a curated record. NCBI's taxonomy places the organism in Eukaryota, Metazoa, Arthropoda, Malacostraca, Decapoda, Penaeidae. The transcript has 4 exons. The coding region runs from base 1 to 480 and encodes 159 amino acids.
AUGCACAAGCAAAAUUUUAGCAUAGAAUCUGAAGGCAAACCUACGGACUUGAUAUUUGGAGAGUUCACGACUUAUGAAGACAUCAGGAAGAGACUCGGCCAUCAGAAACGAGAUGUGCAUUAUUUAAAGAUAGACAUCGAGAACAUGGAAUGGUCUGUGUUGCCGCAGCUGGUGAAAGGUGGCCACCUGGACCGGGUGUCGCAGCUGGCCAUCGAAGUGCACACCAUGGACAUCAUCAAAGCACCUCCAGAAAAGAUACUGCCUAUGCUGCAGAGUUACUGGCAGAUCCUGGAGAGUCUAAAGCAGCUGGGUUUCCUGCGGGCGAAUCACCGUUUCAACACCGUGCUCGAGACCACGUUCCACGACCGCGAGCAGAACCGGAGUAUUUCGACGUGCAUGGAAAUCCUGUAUAUAAAGAGAGGGUUCAAUCGGCGGUUGCACAUGCAGCACCAUCUUCCUCCUCCCGAAGUUCCCCUGUAGUUAUUUUGGCGUUUUAGUUCUGUAUUUUUUUUUUUUUUUUUCAUUUUUUGUUGGU